Molecule: messenger RNA, 795 nt
Organism: Neltuma alba
Lineage: Eukaryota; Viridiplantae; Streptophyta; Magnoliopsida; Fabales; Fabaceae
Exons: 3
Coding region: 1-750 (249 amino acids)
Biological process (GO): protein histidyl modification to diphthamide
Cellular component (GO): cytosol
Molecular function (GO): metal ion binding
Source: RefSeq, a predicted model, not a curated record
AUGGGGACGACAAAGGAAGUAUGUGGGACAAUUAUUAAGGUUGUCGUGACGGUAACGAUGAUGUUUGGUGCCGAAGGGCUGGGUGAAAAUUUCUUUGGUUCAGACACAAACGGGGUUUAUAGUCCAUGCGAGGAUGCCAAAGUGCAGAGAGGGGAUGGUUUUACGUUUGGGAUUGCAUUUUCAGACAAAGAUUCGUUCUUUAUGAAUCAAGGAGGUCCUCAGCUUUCGCCUUGUGAUCGUCGUCUUGAUCUCUCCAACAAAGGUGCACAGCUCGCAUUGUUCAGACCAAUGGUGGAUGAGCUCUCCUUGCUCACCAUUAACACCACCACCAUUGACCCGGUCAAAUCUGGGGGAUAUAUGGUCGCCUUUGCUGGACAAAAAUAUGCAGCCAGGUCACCACCAAUCAAGUUUGCUGACCAAACUCACACAAUUACUAGUCUCACUCUGAUUCUUGAAUUUGGAGAGGGGAUUCUACAUAAUUUGUAUUGGAAAAGCUUCGGGUGCGGUAAAUGCUCAGGAGAAAACGUUUGCAUAAACAAUCAAGACUGCGCAGUGCCAAAUUCCAAGUGCCGCAACAAUGGUGGGACUGGGUGCAACAUAGGCAUACAGCUCGCAUUCUCAGGGACAGACAAGAGCCUCAAUGUUCUCAAUUCCUGGUACGAGGUUGAACAGCUACGGCAGUACUCUCUCUAUGGCCUUUUCUCUGAUCUUAAGAAUUCCAUUAUUACACCCUAUAAGGAGUUCUUGUAACUCUUAUUUUGUGCACCUCAAUAAGUUAGAAAGUCUCUGUUUCAA